GCAGCAGCAGUCAGCAGUGCAGUGGAGUACGGUAGUAUAGGGAGGGCUGGUCCACCGUCGCAGUCCGUCACACACCGGGAGGCCUUGCCAUCAAUGCGGAGGGGUCGGGCCGCAUUGAUUGCACAUCUUGUCCUCAUGCCUUGCCUUUCCAACACCUUAAUUAAUGGCGCCCAUGCGUGCCUCCAAAACCUCCCCUGUUUCCCUUCCCCCUCUCCCUCUCCCUUGCUCUCUCUUCUUUAACCUGUUUAUAUUUAUCUCCCCCUCUCCGUCUCGCCGUCUCUCAGCUCUCUCUGCUACUCCUCCUAGCUGCAUGCUAAGCUAAAUCUUCUGUUGGAUUGCCUAGCUUUGCUGCUUUGCUUGCUUGCUGUGGUGUGGUGUGGUGUGAAUUUUGUUGAUUGGUCGGAGCUUGGGGUUGUGUAUGGUGGUGGUGGUGUGGUAGCUAGUAGCUGCUAGUGCUAGAUGGUCGCAGGGGCGUUGGGGUACAUGGCGAGAGCGGCGGACGGCGGCAGGGCGGCGGAGCUCGUCACCAGGGAUUUCCUCGGCGGCUGCGUCGCCGCCGACGACGCCAGGGACGCCGCCGCCGCCGCAGCAGCAACUGCCAGGCACGACUCCGUGUCCGGCAAGCUGUCCCUGCAGAAGCAGACGUGCCCGGCGACGCCGACAGACCUCAACCUCUUCCCCGUCCCCGGCGCCGCCGCGUCCGCCGCCAAGCCGUGCCCGUCGUCUACGGCGGCGGCGGCCUCCGGCGCAGGCGGCACCACGACGACGACGACGACGUACCACAGCGUGUGCACGAUCGAGAAGGUGAAGACGGCGCUGGAGCGGUUCGAGCGCGGCAAGCACCAGCACCACCAGCACCAGCAGCACAGCGCCGGCGCGUCCCCGUCGUCGUCGUCCGUCACCACCUCCUCCGUGAAGCGCCGUGGCGGCGGCGGCGUCGGCGACGGCGCGGUGGAGCAGGGCGACGGGUGCGACUCGCCGUCCGCGGCGGGCGGCGGCGGCAUGGUGGCCGCCGCGUGCCCGAGGUGCUUCCUGUACGUGCUCAUCUCCCGGUCGGACCCGCGGUGCCCGCGGUGCGAGUCGCACGUGCCGCCGCCGCCGUCGCCGGCGCCGAAGAAGAAGCCCCGGAUCGACCUCAACGUGGGGUUCCUCGGCACCUAGCUUUCCUACCCUACCUUCACCUGCAUCGCCACGGUGGACACAUGUGACUAGCCAUAGCUAGCUAGCCAGCCAUGCCCCCAAUUCUGUUAGGAAAUCAAUGAAUCAAUCAAUCAAACACGUACUCCAUAGAACACGAGGAUGAUCAUGACGAUGAUGAUGAUGAUACUAGUAGUCCUAGCUCCACUAUGUAAUUGAUCAAAAAGCAUUUUCGCCCUUAAAUCAACUUUUCCAUUUUUGUCUUC
This is a messenger RNA of Oryza sativa Japonica Group (Japanese rice), 1403 nucleotides long. Its product is annotated as protein CURLY FLAG LEAF 1. NCBI's taxonomy places the organism in Eukaryota, Viridiplantae, Streptophyta, Magnoliopsida, Poales, Poaceae. The record is from RefSeq and is a predicted model, not a curated record.